This is a messenger RNA of Striga asiatica, 2155 nucleotides long. The record is from the annotation of a GenBank genome assembly. NCBI's taxonomy places the organism in Eukaryota, Viridiplantae, Streptophyta, Magnoliopsida, Lamiales, Orobanchaceae.
UUUUUUUUAAAAAAAAAAAAAUCCAUUCGAGAAAAUGGAUUUUGCCGAUAAGCCUUUGUCGAGCGAGCAUCAAGAACAGUACAGAUCGGCUUCGGAAAGCGCGGACCCAUCAUCCGUCUCGCCAUUUCAGGUAGCAACACCAAAAUCUCCGAGAUCCCCCAAGUCUCCGAGGUCACCGAGAUCUCCCAAAGGCAAGCCGAGCGGUGGGGCCCACGGCAGCCCCCUCAAGAAUCAACGGCAGUCGCAUGGCGGGAAAAUCGGGCAACCCAAAAAAGGCGGCUAUGGCGGGAAAGGAGCCUGGGGAGGAUUACUCGACAUGGAGGAUGGCUACACAGAUGACCCAAACGACCCAAACUACAUAAGCGAUAAGGAGGAGACGAAGCCCGUCCCUCGAAGAACAACCGAGCAGCUCGACAAAUUCAAGAAGAAGGCGACGGUUAUGGUGGAGGAGUACUUCCUCAACGACGACCUCACUUCGACCGCGAACGAGCUCCGGGAGCUCGACUCUCCUUCCCAUCACUUCUACUUCGUCAAGAAGCUCAUCUCCACCGCCAUGGACCGUCACGACAAGGAGAAGGAGAUGGCCUCCGUCCUCCUCUCCUCCCUCUACAAUGACGUAAUUACCCCUCAACAAGUCUACAAGGGCUUCCAGAAGCUCGUCCACUCCACCGACGACCUAAUCGUCGACAUCCCUGACGCGGUCGACGUGCUCGCCCUCUUCAUCGCGCGAGCCGUCGUCGACGAUAUUCUCCCUCCCUCUUUCCUCACCAAAACGGUCGCCUACCUAAAGAAAGACUCGAAGGGCGUCGACGUAAUUGCGCGCGCCGAGAAGGGCUACCUCUCGGCCCCUCUCCACGCGGAAGUCAUCGAGCGGUGCUGGGGAGGGAGCCGGAACAAGACGGUCGAAGACCUCAAGUCGAAAAUCGACGACCUUUUAGUCGAGUAUGUGGCGAGCGGAGACGUGAAGGAGGCUUGCCGGCGCGUAAAAGACCUAAACGUCCCUCACUUCCACCACGAGAUCGUGAAGCGCGCGGUCCUCAUGGCGAUGGAGAGGCGGAAGGCCGAGUCCCGUCUUCUCGACCUCCUCAAACAAGCCUCGGAAGAUAACCUCAUCAACUCUAGCCAGAUAUCAAAAGGAUUCGCGCGGAUAAUCGACUCGGUCGACGACCUCUCGCUCGACAUCCCGAACGCGAAGCCUUUACUACAAUCGUUGAUCUCGAAAUCCGCGUCCGAGGGUUGGCUCUGUGCCUCGUCGCUAAAGUCCCUCACCGCCCCACCACACGCGCUCGUUGAGGAAGACAGACUCAAAUCGUUCAAGAAAAAGGCAGAGUCGAUCGUGCGCGAGUAUUUCCUCUCGGGCGACGUAUCGGAAGUAAGUUGUUGCCUCGAGUUCGAAAACACUUCGUCCGAACUCAACGCGAUCUUCGUGAAGAAGUUGAUCACGCUAGCCAUGGAGCGAAAGAAUCGAGAGAAAGAAAUGGCCUCUGUUCUGUUAUCUUCGUUAUGCUUCCCUUCGGAAGACGUGGUCUCAGGUUUCGUGAUGCUAGUGGAGUCGGCCGAGGACACUUCGCUCGACAUCCCGAUAGCAGUCGAGGACUUGGCCAUGUUCCUAGCGAGGGCGGUCGUGGACGAGGUUUUGACCCCACACGAGCUUGAAGAAAUCGGGUGCAAUUUCCCCGGGAGCAGGGUGGUUAAGACGGCCGUGAGCCUUUUAAGGGCUUGGUUGUCGGGAGAGAGGAUACUGAGGUGUUGGGGGUGUAAUAACGGGUGGUCGGUGGAAGACGUGAAGGAGAAGAUCGAGAAGCUUCUAGAAGAGUAUGGGGCGGGAGGGGACGUUGGGGAGGCGUGCAGGUGUAUAAAGGAGCUGGGGAUGCCGUUUUUUCAUCACGAGGUGGUGAAGAGGUGUGUGGUGAUGGUGAUGGAGAGGAGGGAGGAGAGGAUGUGGGGGCUGUUGAGGGAGUGUUUUGAAAUGCAGCUGAUAACGAUGGGACAGAUGGGGAAAGGGUUCGCGCGGGUGGCAGAGGCGAUCGAUGACCUGGCGCUUGAUGUGCCGGAUGUGAAGAGGCGGUUCGAAGGGUGGGUUGGGAGGGCGAGGGAGGAGGGGUGGCUUGAUGGGUCGUUUGCGUUCGGGUCGAACGGGGUUUUGGAGGUAUGA